UUUUGUUUCCAAUCAAAUAUCGAGAAAAUCCAUUGGUAAAGAAACUCACAACCAAUAACCAAUAACCAUUCAACACGGAUUAGGGGCGGCCAUGGGUGAAUCGUCGGAAGAUUUCUCGGUGGUGGUUUUGGCGUCGGACCUCGGCGUCGAUGCGCGACCCUUCCUUGAACAUCAACAGCAACAAGAAGAAGAGAAUUGGCAUGACUGUUCUCAAUAUCUCUUCCCCGAUGAAGAUUUCUCCGAUCUCGAUCAGUUGCAAUUCCUCCUCCUCCAAGGCACCGACAAAAAUUCCAACCGCAUUCUCCGCAUCGUCGGCAAGUACUUCCCAGCAACUGUUGUAAGUGCAGAACGACUGAAGAGAUAUGUGUUUCACAAGAUCUGCAGCGAAUUGCCGGAUGAGCCAUUCUGUAUUGUUUACAUGCACACAACCGUUCAGAAAGAGGAUAAUUCCCCUGGUAUAACGAUCUUAAGGUGGAUUUAUGAAGAACUUCCUGCUGAUUUCAAGGACAGGCUUCAAACUGUGUAUUUCAUCCACCCUGGCCUUCGGUCCAGGCUAGUCAUCGCUACUGUUGGCCGCCUCUUCUUGAGUGGAGGAUUAUAUUGGAAGAUCAAGUAUGUAAGCCGGCUUCAGUAUCUCUGGGAUGAUAUAAAGAAAGGAGAGAUAGAAAUACCGGAUUUUGUGAAAAAUCAUGAUGAUAUUCUUGAGAAUAGACCACUCACAGAUUAUGGUAUUGAACCUGAUCCCUUUCACUUGACUGGGAUGCCUUCAUCUACCUACUCAUUUGGAAAGUACGAGGAGAGAUGGGCGGGAAGGGAUUAUGUGUCGUAGUAUGUGUAUUGCCUCGUUUCAUGAGAUGAACCUGAACCUUUGUACAGAAUGAAUGUGGUAUUUGUAUUUCUGAAACUCAUCUUUGAGUUUCUUUGUUUUCGGUCGUGGAGCUAAACCUGACUGUGUACGAAUAGAACUACAUGUUUUCUAUGCCACAGGAAAUGUAUUUCUGUAGAUUAAUCUACAGCAUAAUUCCUUGUUCAUAUGUUGAGAUACUUUUGAA
This is a messenger RNA of Vigna umbellata (rice bean), 1052 nucleotides long. Its product is annotated as SEC14 cytosolic factor family protein / phosphoglyceride transfer family protein. Lineage: Eukaryota; Viridiplantae; Streptophyta; Magnoliopsida; Fabales; Fabaceae. The record is from RefSeq and is a predicted model, not a curated record.